AUGGCACAACAGAACGGUGCAAUGGUUUUCCUUUUGGAGCAUCGCUAUUAUGGCUACAGCAGACCAACAAAGGAUAUGACAACGGCGAAUCUCGUCUACCUCAGCUCAGCUCAAGCCAUAGAAGACAUGGCUGCAUUCAUUACCGCUAUGAAAAAGAAAUUUCCCGCAACUGGCAACUGCUCCAUGGGUAACAUUCGGUGGAUCGACCCAACAAAGUUGCAUCCAGGUGCACUUGCCGCAUGGGCUCGCGUCAAGCAUCCAGAACUGGUAGCUAUGGCUGUCGGGAGCAGUGGUCCUGUUCAGGCUGAAGUCGACUUCGUCGGUGAGUUUUGCAAAUUUUUAUAA
This is a messenger RNA of Cooperia oncophora, 345 nucleotides long. The record is from the annotation of a GenBank genome assembly. Lineage: Eukaryota; Metazoa; Nematoda; Chromadorea; Rhabditida; Trichostrongylidae.